This is a messenger RNA of Talaromyces atroroseus, 2223 nucleotides long. Its product is annotated as Amino-acid acetyltransferase, mitochondrial. Lineage: Eukaryota; Fungi; Ascomycota; Eurotiomycetes; Eurotiales; Trichocomaceae. Gene Ontology annotation, molecular function: L-glutamate N-acetyltransferase activity, acting on acetyl-CoA as donor; arginine binding. Gene Ontology annotation, biological process: L-arginine biosynthetic process. The transcript is spliced from 3 exons. Bases 1 to 2223 code for a protein of 740 amino acids. The record is from RefSeq and is a predicted model, not a curated record. Gene Ontology annotation, cellular component: mitochondrial matrix.
AUGAGUCAUGAGCUCUCAGUCCUCGAGGAUUCUACUACACAAGGCAAUUCCAAUCGUCCAAAUGACACACAUGACUGGUCCACCUGCCGUAACGUCCAGGCGCAAUUACGGCAUCGCGCGAGAUCCUAUCAAAAAGACUCCCAGCAAGCGGCGCGCAAAUCAGGCUUGACAGAUCCGUUGGUGGAAAAUGAUUUCAAAAAUUCCGCUCGUCAUAGAGCCCGUGAGAAAUUGGCAGAUAAGGAAUUUUUUCUCAGUCUCCUAAGCUCUGCUGCGACCAAGCGAGAGGCCAAAGCAUAUCUCUCAAGAUUCCCGUCGGUCAAGAAAACAAAGUAUCCAAUCACGAAGCCAAAACAGAGUGCAAUCGAAGCACAGUCCGCAAAGGAGAUGAUAGAUCACAAGCCAGGAGUCAAUCUGGGAUCUUUUUAUGGAGCUACGAGAUCGGUGUCGGAAACACCAGUCUUUCGACAGGGGGAGGCGCCCGAGACAAAGACAGCACAGGGGAUUACUCUCGAUGAGGCAUUGCAUAUUGCGCUGGUCAAGUUGACAAAUUCGCAGUCGUUAGACGAUGAAACCGUGCAUGGAGUUGCUUUGACAUUGUCACAACUCACCCGGUUGGGCAUGGCAUCUUGUGUUGUUGUUGACCCUGGCCCUGUGGAAGACGAGACAACAUGGAGAAAGGUAGCGGCCGAGCAAGCUGACCGUCUGUCAGCUGCAAUCGAUGCCUGCGACGGAGGUAAAGCUCGUCGAUUGGAUUCUGUGCUGACUAAAAACGACAAGGAGAGACUUCCAAAGGUAAUUUCUCGUCAAGUCUUACUACGGCCUUUGCGUAAGAACCACACAGUCAUUGUUACCCCCGUGGCCUAUUCGGAAGAGACGUGCACGGCAUCUCUGGUUUCAGCCAACGAUGCCGUGUUAGCUUUAACUCGAGAACUAGCUGGCUUGGAAAGAAAACAUGAUCCUGAUGAGGAUCCUCGUGUGACAGCGGAAAAGUUUGCUGUUCUUCAGAAGGAGGUGGCCGUGGACCGACUAAUUGUCCUGGAUCCUAUAGGUGGUAUUCCAGCGUUUGAAGGUCCGCAAAGGUCUCAUGUUUUCAUCAACAUGGAGCAAGAAUUUGAGGAUAUUGAGAAUGAGCUUUUGGGAGCCACAAGGGCGAUAAGCAACGAAGUUCCCCCAAGGGUUGAGCCGAGCUCUGUUGUUGCCGCGGUGAACAACAGCAAUCCAAUAUCGAGCAUUGUUGCGUCCGAAAUUGCUCCGAUAGCCUCUGGAUACCAGCAACAACGAGAUGGCCAAAUUGAAUCCAACGGCCCUCUGCAAGGGCAUCUCGAUAAUCUGCGCCUGCUACAAAAAGCACUUGCUGUACUUCCGCCACUAUCUUCAGGUAUUAUCACGACGCCCAAAGACGUAGCGAAUUCGGCGCGCCCCCAACAGCAGGGCUUCCUUUCCGUUUCUCAGGUAGGAACUAGGCGUCAGAAGAACACCCUGAUUCACAACCUCUUGACCGACAAACCGGUCUACUCAUCCUCACUUCCAUCUGCGCGACUAGGGCCUAGUCAAACAUUCAACGGGCAGACAUUUCCCGCCGUGGUGCAGUCUACUUUUGUAAAACGCGGAAUGCCAUUGACCAUUCUUCCUGACCCUCGUAUUGCCCCAUGGUCUCCAGAGAAUAGCCGCGGCCCGCAGCGUUUGACUCUGGAUGAUCCUCGGAUUGAUCUCCCGCGCUUGGUAUACCUUAUUGAAGAUUCCUUCAACCGAAAACUAGAUGUCCAGGACUACCUCGAUCGGAUCCAUGGCAGAAUCGCAGGACUCAUCAUUGCAGGCGAAUACGAGGGCGGCGCAAUCCUCACCUGGGAAGCACCGCCAGACAUCCCGGAAAGCGAACUUGACAAGCCCGAAAAUAUAAAGCGUCUAGUUCCAUAUCUUGAUAAAUUUGCCGUUCUCAAGCGCAGCCAGGGGGCAGGGGGCGUCGCUGAUGUAGUGUUUAAUGCUAUGGUUCGCUCGUGUCUGCCGCAGGGGGUGUGUUGGCGCAGCCGAAUGGACAAUCCGGUGAAUAAGUGGUACUUUGAGCGGUCGAGGGGCACGUGGAAAUUGAAUGGGAGUAACUGGGCGAUGUUCUGGACAACACCCGGUGUGCCGGAAGAGGAUCCAUUGAAGUUCAGGGAUUACGAGGCUGUGUGUAGGAGUAUUCAACCAAGUUGGGCGGAUAAGAAGAGCGUUGUUGAUUAG